AGCGUUCCAAGCCUGAAUAAAGGACAGACAGGCGGGGAAAAGGGGAAAGGAAAGAGACAGAGAAAGAAGGGGGGGAGAGAGAUAAAAAAGAAGCCCCACAGGAAAGGACCAUCCAGAGGUGUGUGCACCUAUACACACUUCUGCAGAGGGCUAUACACAGCAACCAGGUUUAUUUCUAGCUGGCACUUGGAGUUUUCUUGCUACUUUUUUCUCCAGCCCCUGGAACCCACAAUGCACCGGGCAGUGUUGCUGCUGUCCCUAGUCGGAGUCGGGGUGGCUCUGAAACCUGAGUGGCAGCCUUCGAUAUACCAAUCCACAGAGGCUGGGGCCAUUGAGUUUUUGAAUGAUUACAACUCAACUGCUGAGCAAGUGUUCUACUAUAGCACAGAGGCGAGCUGGGCGUACAGCACCAACCUGAACGAUCACAAUUCCCAGCAACAGGUGCUGGCAAAUCUGGAAAAGCAAAGUUUCAUAGAAGCAUGGGGACAAGUGGCUAAGCAGACGUUCCCUGAUGCACUACUGGACACCUUUACUGAUACGAAAAUAAAAGCCCUCAUUAAAAAGAUCAAUGUCCUGGGACCUGCCAACCUCCCUGCCACAGAGCGAGAGCGGUACAAUUCAAUUCUGAGUCAGAUGGGCAACAUCUACUCCACUGCAAAGGUGUGUCCCAGCCCAGAUGAGUGCUGGGCUUUAGAGCCUGAGUUGACAAAGAUUUUGGCAUCUUCCCGGAGCUACAAGCAGCUACUCUAUGCCUGGGAAGGCUGGCACAACAAGUCUGGAGAACCACUCAAACCCCUUUAUCCUGAAUUUGUUGAGCUCAGCAACAAGGCCUCCAGGAUGGAUGGUUUUGCAGACACUGGUGAUGAAUGGCGCUCCUGGUAUGAAUCUCCUAGCUUUGAGAAAGACCUGGAAAAUCUGUUCAAGCAGCUGCAGCCUCUUUACCUGAACCUGCAUGCUUUUGUCCGCCGGAAGCUGUAUAACUACUAUGGCCCCAAGUAUAUCAAUCUAAAAGGCCCCAUCCCUGCCCAUCUACUCGGAAACAUGUGGGCACAAAGCUGGAACAACAUCUAUGACAUGAUGAUCCCUUUUCCAGACAAGCCCAAUGUAGAUGUGACUAAGACCAUGGUUGCCCAAGGAUACAAUGCCACCUACAUGUUUGAAGUGGCUCAAGAGUUCUUUACCUCUCUUGGUCUGAAAAAGAUGCCUAAUGAGUUCUGGGAUAAGUCCAUGUUGCAAAAGCCUACUGAUGGCCGUGAUGUGGUCUGCCACGCUUCUGCAUGGGACUUUUAUAACAGGGAGGACUUUAGGAUUAAGCAGUGUACCACAGUGACAAUGGAGCAGCUUUUUACUGUGCACCAUGAGAUGGGUCAUGUAGAGUAUUACCUACAAUACAAAGACCAGCCAGUCAGCUUUAGAAGAGGUGCUAAUCCUGGCUUUCAUGAGGCAAUUGGAGACACACUUUCUCUUUCUGUAUCUACACCCAAACACCUGCACACUAUUGGCCUGCUUGACACACUAACUGAUGACUAUGAAACAGACAUCAAUUAUCUUCUAAAGAUGGCAUUGGAAAAGAUUGCUUUCCUUCCUUUUGGAUACCUCAUUGAUCAGUGGCGCUGGAGUGUGUUCAAUGGGCGCACACCGCCCGAUCGGUACAACUCAGAGUGGUGGUACCUCAGAACAAAAUAUCAAGGUAUCUGUCCACCAGUAAGACGGAAUGAGGAGCAAUUUGAUGCUGGUGCAAAAUACCAUAUUCCAGGAAAUACCCCGUACAUCAGGUACUUUGUGAGUUUCAUUCUGCAGUUUCAAUUUCAUCAGAAGCUUUGCCAGGAAGCAGGACACACUGGACCUCUGCAUAAGUGUGAUAUCUACAGAUCAGCCAAAGCUGGGGCUGUUUUAGAGAAAGUCAUGCAAUCAGGUUCCUCAAAGAUCUGGACUGAGGUGUUGCAAGAGAAUUUGGGUACAAACCAAAUGAAUGCCAGUUCACUAAUGGAAUACUUUCAGCCUAUCAUCACCUGGUUAGAAGAACAGAACAGGCAGUCAGGUGAAACGCUCGGCUGGCCCGACUUUAAUUGGAUGCCUCCUGUUCCACAAGGUUACCCUGAAGACAUUGCUGAAAAAAUAACCGACGAGGCCCAGGCCAAACAGUUCCUGGCUGAAUACAACUCCACAGCAGAAAACGUUUGGAACGCUUACACAGAGGCUUCAUGGUCUUACAACACUGACAUCAAUGAAGAAAACAAGAAGAUUAUGCUCCAGAAAAAUUUGGAUAUGGCCAAUCACACAAAGACUUACGGAUUGGAAGCCCGCAAGUAUGACACUGCUGAUUUCCAGGAUGCCUCAGUGAAGCGGAUACUAAAAAAACUCAGCGAUCUGGAGAGGGCCGUGCUCCCUGAUGAGCAGCUGAGAGAGUACAAUGACUUGUUGGCCUCCAUGGAGACCACAUACAGUGUAGCUAAAGUCUGUGAAGAUCAUGGUGCCUGUCUAUCUCUUGAUCCAGAUCUAAAUAAGAUUAUGGCUGAGUCCAGGGACUACGACAGGCUGCUGUUUGCCUGGCAGGGCUGGCGAAAUGCUUCAGGAAGAGAACUGCGCCAAAGCUACAAGAGAUACGUCGAGCUUGCCAACUUAGCUGCCCAGAGUAACGGUCAUGCUGACAACGGCGCUUUCUGGCGCUCCUUGUAUGAAACGCCCACCUUCGAGCAGGACCUGGAGGCAUUAUGGAGUGAGUUACAGCCGCUCUAUUUAAAUCUCCAUGCGUAUGUACGGAGAGGGCUCUACAAAAAGUACGGGAAGGAGCGCAUCAACCUUAAAGGGCCCAUCCCUGCUCAUUUACUAGGAAACAUGUGGGCACAGACCUGGUCAGGAAUCAUGGACUUAGUGAACCCAUACCCUGAUGCCACUCAAGUGGAUGUCACGCAAUCUAUGAUAAACCUGGGCUGGGAUGCAAAGCGAAUGUUUCAGGAGUCUGACAACUUCUUCAAGUCAGUGGGCCUGAUGCCUAUGCCUGAAGAGUUCUGGAACAAGUCGAUGUUGACAAAACCUGCAAACCGUGAAGUGGUGUGUCAUGCCUCAGCCUGGGACUUUUACAAUCGCAAAGACUUUAGGAUUAAGCAAUGCACAGUGGUGAACAUGGAUGACCUGAUUACAGUGCAUCAUGAAAUGGGCCAUGUGCAGUAUUUUCUCCAGUAUAAGGAUCAGCCCAUCUCGUUCCGUGACGGUGCCAACCCGGGAUUCCAUGAGGCCAUCGGAGAUGUGCUGGCACUGUCAGUGUCCACACCCAAACACCUUCAAGCCAUUGGCCUGCUUGAUAAGGUUGAUGACAGCAAAGAGAGCACCAUCAACUUCCUAAUGAGCAUCGCCCUGGAUAAAAUCGCCUUCCUGCCAUUCGGCUAUCUGAUGGACCAGUGGAGGUGGAAGGUGUUCGAUGGCAGGAUUUCGAGUGAGGAGUACAACAAAGAGUGGUGGAAUCUCAGGCUGAAGUACCAGGGCUUGUGUCCACCUGUAACCCGUACAGAGAACGACUUCGACCCAGGCGCCAAGUUCCACAUCCCAGCCAACGUGCCCUAUGUCAGGUACUUUGUCAGCUUUGUGAUCCAGUUCCAGUUCCAUAAAGCUUUGUGCAAUGCUUCGGGUCACACUGGACCGCUUCACAACUGUGACAUCUAUAAUUCGAAAAAAGCAGGAAAACUCCUCAGUGAUAUGAUGCAGCUGGGCUUCAGUAAGCCUUGGCCCGAGGCGAUGGCGAUGAUCACCAAUGAGCCUGUAAUGUCUGUUAAGCCUCUAAUGGAGUACUUCGAGCCUCUCAUCAACUGGCUAAAGGAGGAGAACAAGAAGAACGAGGACAUCCUUGGCUGGCCCGAUUACAGCUGGAUGCCAACCACGAUCGUGGAGGAGCAUACAACUUCUGUGGAUUUCUUAGGCUUGAGUGUGGAUCAAGCUGGAGCUGUAGCUGGACAGUGGAUUCUCCUUGUGCUGGGAAUUGUUCUCCUGGUCUCCACAACCUUCUUGGCCUACAAAUACCGGAAAUCCAAACGCCUGCACAAGAAGUCCAUCUCUCAAAUGGAGCUCAAAUAGGAAAGUAGGCUUAACAUCUCGUUGUGGCUGUAUUUUUUAUUUCCUGGCGAAUGAAACCCAAAAAAUUCCUUGUAUAUUUAUUCUUAAUUUUUUUGGGGUCAAAUUAAUUUGACUAUGCAAAAAGUAUGUGUUGUAAUUUAUUUGUACAAAAAAGGAAUACAUGUUGGGUGGGUUUUCAAUUCUUUGUAAAAGCCUAAAUGUGUCUGCAUUUUUAGAAUAAUUUCACUAGUAAAUACAUUUAUAAUAAAUAUAUAUAUAUAUUCAA
This is a messenger RNA of Silurus meridionalis, 4336 nucleotides long. RefSeq names its product angiotensin I converting enzyme (peptidyl-dipeptidase A) 1 (gene ace). Bases 232 to 4071 code for a protein of 1279 amino acids. Gene Ontology annotation, molecular function: metallopeptidase activity; peptidyl-dipeptidase activity. The transcript is spliced from 25 exons. Lineage: Eukaryota; Metazoa; Chordata; Actinopteri; Siluriformes; Siluridae. The record is from RefSeq and is a predicted model, not a curated record. Gene Ontology annotation, biological process: proteolysis. Gene Ontology annotation, cellular component: plasma membrane.